This is a messenger RNA of Fusarium venenatum, 714 nucleotides long. RefSeq lists its product as uncharacterized. Lineage: Eukaryota; Fungi; Ascomycota; Sordariomycetes; Hypocreales; Nectriaceae. The record is from RefSeq and is a predicted model, not a curated record.
AUGGACAAGCUCAUCAACGCCGCCAAGGAUUACCUUGAUGACGACAAGGAUAAGCGCCAAGACCAGUCUCAACAGGGUCACGGACAGCAGCAAGGCUACGGCGGAGGUCAACAACAGGGUUAUGGUCAGCAGCAAGGCUACGGACAGGAGAGCGGCUAUGGACAACAACAGGGAGGCCAAUAUGGCCAGCAGCAGCAGCAGCAGCACCCUCCUGCUGGCGGCAUCCAAGCCCAAGGUGGUGGCGGAUUCGGAGGCUUUCUCGGCGGAGACGUCGACUUUGACAACGCCAAAGAAGAGGCACACCAAAAGGCCGGAUCAUCUGGCGACAAGGACCUCUUUGGUAGUAUUCUAGAUGCCAUCAAGCAGCACAAGAACACCUACGAUAACGACGAGCCCCAGCAGGACAGCAAGAGCCUUGGUACGGCCGCUGCUAUGCAAGCCCUCAAGAUGUACACACAAGGCUCAAGCCAGAGCAGCGCUGGCGGCAACAGCCAGACUGCAUUCCUAGGUCUUGCUUUGGCCGAGGCUAGCAAGCUCUUUGACAACAAGGCUGCAAACGGCAAGGUAGCGGAUGGAACCAGCAAAGAGGGUGUUAUCCAGCAGGCUGGUGAGGUCGCUCUGAAGAUGUACUUCAAGCAACAGGCAGGUGCUGGUGGACAGGGUGGUGGCGCUGGAGGGCUCAUGAGCCUUGCUUCCAAGUUCCUGUCCAAGUAA